CUUUGAUCGCCUACGUCAUUUUUAUCCUGCUGGUUUGUACGACGAACUCAAUUCGAGUUUUCAGUUUUGGUUUUGUUGACAGUUUAUUUGUUGGCUACCCAUUUCAUUCACAUUCACAUUCUGUAUCUCUUCACCCUACCGGCUCUCAAAAAGCACAAAAAUGUCCGUCCAUCCAGGCAACCAGGUCGUCUAUGCCCACCAGCAACCGGCUGGGCCCCCCGGGCACUAUGAACAACAAGGAGAGCGCGAGCCUCUGGUCUAUCCUAUGUAACUGUGUUCGCCACCUUACUCAGAAGAGUUAGCACAAACAAAGAUGACACAAACGCCGAGUUUAAGCGAGUGCAAGAGCUGUGAAAGAAACGCGUUGUCAGAGAUGUGAAACGAGAUCACUGCGUACGUGCGUCGCGUUGUAAGAACUUGAACAGUCACGCACUUCAAAGCCAUGAAAUAGG
Messenger RNA from Amoebophrya sp. A120, 452 nucleotides. The record is from the annotation of a GenBank genome assembly. Lineage: Eukaryota; Dinophyceae; Syndiniales; Amoebophryaceae.